UAUAUUUUGCGCAUUUGGAGCCGGUAUUAUUGUCAGCCUUUGUCAGGUCAAUCCUUUGCUAAAAUGCCUUUCCAGUAUCCUCAAGCGUACCGUGACGAGGCGGUGGUUGAUGAUUACCAUGGCCAUAAGAUUCCAGACCCUUACAGCUGGCUGGAGGACCCAGACAGUGAGAAAACACAGGCGUUUGUGAAUGCGCAGAACCAGCUGACGCAGCCCUUUCUGGAGCAGUGUGAGAUCAGAGACAUCUUUAAGGAGAGAAUGACUGAACUGUAUGACUACCCCAAAUACAGCUGUCCCUUCAAGAGAGGGAGCAGGUAUUUCCACUUUUACAACACGGGCCUACAGAACCAGAGUGUGCUUUACAUGCAGGAGAACCUGGAAGCAGAACCGACCGUCUUUCUGGACCCAAACACCUUCUCUGAGGACGGAACAGUGGCUUUACGAGGUUACGCGUUCUCAGAGGACGGGGAGUACUUGGCGUACGGUAUCAGUGCAAGCGGAUCAGACUGGGUGGAGAUCCGCUUUAUACGUGUGGACGGAGCUGUCACUCUAGAGGACCGGUUGGAACGGGUCAAAUUCAGCUGUAUGUCAUGGACCCACGACGGGCGUGGUCUGUUUUAUAAUUCCUACCCUGACCAGGAGGGCAAGAGUGAUGGAACGGAGACAUGCACUAACCUCCAUCAGAAGCUCUAUUACCACGUGCUGGGGACGCCCCAGUCAGAAGACAUCCUGUGUGCCGAGUUCCCAGAUCAGCCCAAAUGGAUGAGUGGAGCUGAGGUGUCUGAUGAUGGGCGAUAUGUGUUGUUGUCCAUCAGAGAAGGGUGUGACCCAGUGAACAGGCUGUGGUACUGUGAUCUUCAAACCCUGCCUAAUGGCAUCACAGGCCUGUUGCCGUGGGUGAAGUUGAUUGACAACUUUGACGCUGAAUACGAGUACGUGACCAACGAGAGCACGGUGUUUACAUUUAAAACCAACCUGGACGCUCCGCGUUAUCGCCUGAUCAACAUCGACUUUACUCAGCCAGACACGAGCCAGUGGAAGGAGCUUCUGCCCCAGCAUGACAAGGAUGUCAUCGUGUUUGCCACCUGCACAUACUCUAGUUUUCUGUUUGUGUGUUUUCUGCACGAUGUGAAAAACGUGUUGAAGAUGUAUCGUCUGGCCACGGGGGAGGAGGUGAGAACCUUCCCACUGGACGUGGGCUCUGUGGUGGGUUUCACUGGCCGCAAGACAGACUCAGAGAUCUUCUACUACUUUACCUCCUUCCUUUCUCCAGCCAUCAUUUACCACUGUGACCUCACCAAAGAACCUCUGCAGCCACACGUCUUCAGAGAAGUCACAGUGAAAGGGUUCGACCCCACAGAAUACCAGACCACUCAGGUGUUUUACCCCAGUAAAGAUGGGACUCAGAUUCCUAUGUUUUUAGUCCAUAAAAAGGACCUUAAAAUGGAUGGAUCGCACCCUGCUUUUCUCUAUGGAUAUGGAGGAUUCAACAUCUCCAUCACACCCAGCUACAGCGUUUCCCGCCUCAUAUUUGUCAGACAUUUGGGUGGAGUCUUAGCUGUGGCCAACAUACGCGGAGGGGGAGAAUACGGAGAGACAUGGCAUAAAGCGGGGAUGCUGGCCAAUAAACAGAACUGCUUUACUGAUUUCCAGUGUGCAGCUGAGUAUCUGGUGAAAGAGGGUUACACAUCGCCCUCCAAACUCACCAUCAAUGGCGGGUCCAACGGUGGCCUGCUCGUGGCGGCAUGUGUGAACCAGAGACCAGACCUGUUUGGCUGUGCUGUAGCUCAGGUUGGAGUGAUGGACAUGCUGAAGUUUCAUAAAUUCACCAUUGGCCACGCCUGGACCACAGACUUUGGCUGCUCUGACAUCAAAGAACAGUUCGAUUGGCUUAUCAAGUAUUCUCCUCUCCAUAACAUUCAUAUCCCAGAGGUGGAGGGCGUGCAGUAUCCAUCAAUCAUGCUGUUGACCGGUGACCAUGACGACCGAGUGGUUCCACUCCACUCCCUCAAAUACAUUGCUACUCUGCAGCACGUGAUUGGACAAUGGCCCGGUCAAUCAAACCCUCUCUUUAUAUAUGUGGACACCAAAUCAGGGCACGGGGCGGGGAAACCCACCAGUAAGGUGAUCCAGGAGGUGGCAGACAUGUUUGCCUUCAUUGCCCGAUGCCUGAAUCUGUCCUGGAUCAAAUGAACAAGCUCACACUACUUCACUUUUAUUCCCACACUGCUCCCUCCUCCACCCACUCUACUGUUAUUGCCCCUCUCCUUCCCUUACCAGACUGUUCACUCUCUCUAUCUUCAAUCCUCUCUUCACUUCUCCACUGCGUCAUCCAGUUUACACCCCCCUUCCCCCGCUGCCUUCUUCUCCCCAGGCGUGCACAUACGUCAGUUUACCUUGUACCCCAGUCUGUUACCUAUCUCUACCCCUCAGUCUGAUCCACGUGCACUCACCCCACAGACAGGUGGGGCCUGAUUGGCUGAAUCCACUGCGGGUCCCGUGUGAUUUCAUAAUCAGCAAUGUUCACUUAUUAAUGGUUCCGUUAGUCAUAUGAUCUGAGAGCUGUGUGUGUGUGUGUGUGUGUGUGUGUGUGUGUGUGUGCGUGCACCAUUGACACCACAAGAGUCACAGUCGUGGUGUGCAGCACAGGGUCACAUGUCUUGACCUCUGAAUGAACCCCUUGUAUGACAGACUGUAUUUAUUGGGCAUUCAGAAGCAGAAUGAACAGUUGUGCUGUAGAUUGGUUUAAAAGAAUCCCUCAGUGUGUGUGUGUGUAUGUGUGUGUGGGAGAGAGAGAGUGGAUGAUCAUAUCCUUUGCAGUUUAACAUCAGUUUCUACCUCUGGAUUUAUGCAGAUUGUGUUGCUUGUGAAGAGAAAA
This is a messenger RNA of Chanos chanos (milkfish), 2878 nucleotides long. RefSeq names its product prolyl endopeptidase (gene prep). The transcript is spliced from 15 exons. The coding region runs from base 64 to 2193 and encodes 709 amino acids. Gene Ontology annotation, cellular component: cytosol. NCBI's taxonomy places the organism in Eukaryota, Metazoa, Chordata, Actinopteri, Gonorynchiformes, Chanidae. The record is from RefSeq and is a predicted model, not a curated record. Gene Ontology annotation, molecular function: serine-type endopeptidase activity; oligopeptidase activity. Gene Ontology annotation, biological process: proteolysis.